Messenger RNA from Spodoptera frugiperda (fall armyworm), 2012 nucleotides. RefSeq lists its product as uncharacterized. The transcript is spliced from 3 exons. NCBI's taxonomy places the organism in Eukaryota, Metazoa, Arthropoda, Insecta, Lepidoptera, Noctuidae. Bases 259 to 1998 code for a protein of 579 amino acids. The record is from RefSeq and is a predicted model, not a curated record.
UCGAAAAAGUUUUGUAUUAUAUUCAGAUGGUUCUUUUGUACGUCUUACAAUAAUUUAUUUUCUCGAAAUAUAAUUAUUUAAUAGAAAAAUAACAUGUUUUCUUCAUUCAUUUGAAUUGUCGCGCGAAAACAGCGUGUCACGUGACAUUCCAUAACGUGACGUCACAUUUCGCAAAACAGUGGUGGAGUUCUUUACUGUUUUAAGCGAUUUUUAAGAAAAAGGCCAUAAAAUUAUUUUCCGCACUUGAACUUCGUGAAAAUGACAACAUAUAGGACGUGUGCAGUGCCAAUGUGUAAAAGUACUUCAAUCAAAUAUCCCGACAAAUUAUUUAUACAUGUUCCUAAAUGUCCAAAGCGUCGAAAACAGUGGAUACAGUUAGCACGCCGAAAUCCGAUGCUUACAUCUGAUAAAUCAACGAUUUUCUUUUGUGAAGACCAUUUCAAUCUACCUGAUGACAUGGAAAAUUACACCGAAUACAGUAUAAUGGGUUCGGUCGGCAAAAUAAGAAUGAAACCAGAUUGUUUGCCAUCGAAAUUUGAAUGUCAACCAGACAGAAUAAAACGUACCAGGCCUUUACAGUUUUCAUCAGCCGUAAACAAAAGGCAACGUAUGGACGUAAUACAAGAAAUUCUUUCCAGUCAAACUGAAAUACCAGCAACAUCAGGAAUUACUAGCAAUUGCAAUUUUCAAUUGUCUACUGAGAAGGAUAAUUUGGUCGUUCAUGAUAAGGUGACACAAGUCUGCCCUGAAUUAACUAACAAAUUAGUUCAAGUAAUUUCAAGAAGUAAGGUUAGAAGCAAAGCUACUCAAACUAUCAGCCAAAUUAAAGAUAAAAAUACUUCCCCGUUGAAGAUAAAUAUUACAUCUACCGCAACAUCACCUUUUAAAAUUAGAAAGCCUGGAGUUUAUUCAGCAAGGUUUGGCAAUACAAAAAUCAAAAGAAAAUUAUUAUUCCCUAGUGAGGAGUUGGAAGUAUUAUCAUUAAACAGUAUAUCAUCGUUUACACAUUCAGAGUCAAAAACGGAGACUUCACCAUCUGUUCCGUCCUCACUUACAAUGACAUCAAUUAGCAGCAACCAAGAGAUGUCUGAAUUAGACGAAAUAAAAAGGAAAAUUGAAGCAGAAGAUCUAUGUAGAAAGACACUUGAAAGUACAUUACGAUUAAUCAAGAAUAAUCCAAGAUAUUAUAUAGGUAUUUCAAAGGAUUUAUAUUAUUUAAUUGACUUCAUACAAAAACAUACAAGGCUUCCUGAAGAACAUAUAUUAUUAUGUUUAAAAAAAAUCCGACUAAACACAACAUUUUCUGAGCUUGCAGAUCAAUUUGGCAUGUCUUUGUCAUAUGCUAGUAAAAUUUUCAUGCAGUCUAUUCCUGUUAUUGUAAAUGUAUUACGUCCAUUUGUCAUUAAAUCAAAUAAAAGAGCAGUGAAGCAAAACUUGCCCAUGGCAUUUAGACAUAAGUAUUUUAAUAUCUACUGCAUAAUUGAUUGUCUAGAAAUUGAAAUACAAAAACCAUCCAAGUCUGUAGAGCAGGCUUUGUCAUGGUCGGAAUAUAAAAAAGCAAACACUGCAAAAUUUUUAAUCAGUAGUACCCCUGACGGUAUCAUCAAUUACAUUUCACCUGGGUACGGUGGUAGAAUUACUGAUGUUCAAUUAGUACAGGACUGCAGUUUUAUAGAUGGUUUAGAACAAGGUGUAUCUAUACUUGCAGACAGAGGUUUCAAACACAUUGAAGAACUCUUACUGCAAAAAGGAAUUAAUUUAGUAAGACCCCCAAGUGUUCCAUCUAAUUCAAAAUUAUCAAAACAAGAUGUAUUGAAAACAAAACAGAUUGCGAGUUUAAGAAUACACAUUGAAAGAGUUAUAAGGCGUUUGCGAGAAUUCUCUAUGUUAAAACCUCAUUCUGUUGUUAAUAGAAAACUGUUAAAAUAUUUAGAUGAAUGUGUUGUUAUUGCAUGUGCACUGAUUAACAUACAGGACAGUAUAAUAAAAAAUACAUGAUUUGUCAAAAUAAA